This is a messenger RNA of Saccostrea echinata, 1100 nucleotides long. RefSeq names its product coatomer subunit epsilon-like. The record is from RefSeq and is a predicted model, not a curated record. The coding region runs from base 13 to 942 and encodes 309 amino acids. Gene Ontology annotation, molecular function: protein binding; structural molecule activity. Gene Ontology annotation, biological process: intra-Golgi vesicle-mediated transport; retrograde vesicle-mediated transport, Golgi to endoplasmic reticulum; endoplasmic reticulum to Golgi vesicle-mediated transport. Gene Ontology annotation, cellular component: COPI vesicle coat. The transcript has 10 exons. Lineage: Eukaryota; Metazoa; Mollusca; Bivalvia; Ostreida; Ostreidae.
CGUUGGCCACGCAUGCGUUUAAAUAAUUUAGAGAAGAUGGCUACAGAGAAAGAUGUUGACGAAAUUUUUGAGAUCAAAACAGCUUUAUACACGGGGAAUUAUCAGCAAUGCAUCAAUGAAUGUCAAAAAUUAAGGCUGCCCAACCCAGACCUUAAAACAGCUAAGGAUGUUAUAAUGUACAGGGCUUACUUGGCUCAGAGAAAAUAUGGUGUUGUUUUGGAUGAAAUUAAUUCUUCACACCCUCCAGAACUGCAGGCAGUUAAGAUGUUUGCUGACUAUUUAUCCAGUGAAAGCAAGAGAGCUUCUAUAGUAAGGGACUUGGACCAGAAGAUGAGUUCAAGUGUUGAUGUUUCCAACAGCACAUUCUUAGUCAUGGCUGCCUCAAUCUACAACCAUGAACAAAACAGUGAUGCUGCAUUGAGAGCUCUGCAUCAAUCCGAUGCCCUAGAAUGCAUUGGUCUUACUAUCCAGAUUUUACUCAAGUUAGAUCGAGUUGACCUUGCAAGGAAAGAGCUUAAGAGAAUGCAGGAGAUUGAUGAGGACAACAUUCUCACACAACUGGCUCAGGCCUGGUUUAAUCUGGCUGUGGGAGGGGAGAAAUAUCAGGAUGCUUAUUACAUUUUCCAAGAGAUGGCAGACAAACACAAUUCUACACCUCUGUUACUGAAUGGUCAGGCAGCCUGUUAUAUUGCACAGGGGAAAUUUGAUGAUGCUGAAUCUGUACUGCAAGAGGCCAUGGACAAGGAUUCCAAUAAUGCAGAGACUCUUGUGAACAUGAUUGUUUUAACACAGCAUAUCGGAAAACCACCAGAGGUCAGUAAUAGAUAUGUAUCACAACUGAAAGACUCUCAUCGCAGCCAUCCAUUUGUCAGGGAUUAUUUACAAAAGGAGAAUGACUUUGACAGAAUUUCUAGGAACUACUCUCCUUCCGUAACAGCCUAGCAUACAAAGACUAUUUUUUCAUCGCCCAUUUUCUAUUAAACAAAAAAAAAAGACUUAUGAAUGUUUAUGAACCUGUAAUUAAGAACAUAUUACAGAUAAUUUUUUUUAAUUAUGGAAGAUGUAUCAUUGCAUAAAUACAUGUAUUUAUUCAUCUUUGA